AUGGGUUUCAACGGCUUGUUUGGAUUCACGCGUUGUAAACAGACGGGCAGUCCGUGAAAGUCCGCAAGUCGAUAACUAUCGUUCAAACUAGAGACAAGGUUAUCCCUAUUCAGUUAAAUACUCCAAAGAAGUAUUCAUAGAUAUUCAGGCAGUUGAAACGUUUAGUACUGUUUGCGUGGUAUUAUACCUGUCGUCGUGUUCGUCACAUUUGUCGCGUUACACCAACGUAAUAAACUAAAGGAUGCUAAAUCUUCUGUCUCUUCAGUCGUCUUUCGUGAGUUGUGUGAAUCUACCGAGUGAUUGCGUUUGACCUGUUUGCCCCAUUAAAUCAUUGGGAUGAAUGAGGCUUUUGAAGAUCAGGCGGAUGGUACGUAUUUCCAGGAAUACUAAAGUUUUGUUGCAAAAAAUUUGUGCCGCUUGUGAGAAUUUCGUUUCGGAAUCGUCCGAUUGUUUGUGCCCUUCCUCCUCGUCCUCGGGCAACUCCUCGUCGGCGCUCUCGAGUAUUAGGGAAACGGUCACACGUCUUAUUGAACGUUUACGAGAAUCCUGGACCCACGGAGAUGAACUUUUGGAAGAGUUACGAAAAUUCCUAGAGGAAGUUUCCUACGACGGUCGGGUGUGCCUUCCACAAUUUGAAGAAGCGUUUCGAGUAUGGGUCGCCAAGAUAUCAUCUCGUGUCAAUCUUCAAGAUGGGAACAACAAUGUCGAGAUCAACGGAUCGGAAGGCCGAUGCUGCAGGGACAUCGGUUCGAGGAGGCACCAGGAAGGUAUUGUAGUUAUGAAUCGUUAUGCAGCAGUGUGGUACGAAGAUGCUCUAUCCUGCGGAAGUACCGAUGCAAGCAUUAGACAUAAUGUGGCGGGUAACCUCAAGGACAGUGACGAUACAGAGCAGGAGAGUUUUCAGGAUUCUUCGAGUGAAACAUCGGUGGAUAUUGGUAAAAAGUCCAGUCUCGCCGCUGCUGCUAUUCCGCCAAUUGGGAAAUACGAGUUUAUCGAGGGUGGAGAUACAAAUUCAAUGGAAUUGGAACGUAGUGAGUUCAAAUACCGGCAGCGUGUGCGCAAAUACGAGGAAGAGAAUAGCGCGCUUCGGGAGGAAUUGGCGAGAGUCGAGGAAUCUGGCGAAGCUUUGCGGAAUCGCAUCGCUUUGCUCAGCCGGCAACUGGAGCGCGCUGAGCAGAGGUGCAAGCAACUCGAGAAGGAGAACGACGAUCAACGCGAAAUCCUGGAGGCGAACGAGAGACGAGAGAGAGAAUAUAAAAUCGAAAUUCAGAGAAUUGAGAAGGAACGCGCAGCGAUUGCUGAGUCACUAGAGAAGGCGGAAACGGAUAGGCAGAGCAUACCGACUGUGCUUGCCAAACUCGAAAGGAUCACCGGAGAGAAGUCCGAAUAUUCUCGAAGACUGAGGAAAAGUCAAGACAAACUCAGGGAGAAGGAGAUGGAAUGCGAAGUGCUGCAGGAAAAGAUUGCCCAGCUCGAAAAGUAUGACUUCAAUUUACAGGAAUCGUACGAGACUACAGUGCGCCAUCUUCGUCGUGAGACUCGAGAGUUGCAGGGACAAAUCGCCGAAUUGCAGAUGGAACGGUUAAACGACUGUCAGUGCGACGGGUUUUCCUUGACUCCGCCGAUGGGAAACGUGAGUGCAUUCGUACACGCAACACCUCGCACAGUUCCGAGGAUCGAGCCCGAAAGUUCCUUGUGUGCCGAAUUGCAAGCUUCCGGUUUUUUUUGCGAGCCUCGCAGAAACGAUUCAAAAUGCCAAGAACUGGAGGAAGAGUUGAAUUAUUAUAAGAACGAGAUUCGUCAAACGCUGGAACUCUUUGACAAGUUGAUGCUCGAGCUAAAUUGUCCUGCUUUGAAGGGAGACUCACCAAAGGUGAUUGAAUCCGAGACGCCGGAUAUUCAGAUGCUUGGACAGAAAGCUUCGCUAUUGUUGGAAAUGGCAACGCAGCUCCUUCGAAAUCAGCGUGAACUCAAGGACGCAAGUGUAGAGGUCCGACUCGAAUCAUCGAUGGGCCAGCGACUUGAUGAAUUCAAUAUUCCAACAUUUAAGGACCGACUGCAAUGCAUACGCUCUCAGCAAGAAGAAGGACAAGUAAGAAAGUACCAAGGGGACUCGCUACCGUCGCGACCGUCUACCCUCAAGGAGAAACUGGUGGGCGAGACCAUCUUAAGGCACAAUUCUCCUACCGCGAACGUCUUUUGUGCAUCAGAGGCCAUUCAGGCUUCUGCUAACACCGUCGAUACGAUUAUUGGCCCAAUCGUCGCUGCCAUUGACGAGAUCAUCCAAGGGAGUCCUAGUGCCAGCAGCGAGGUGGAUUCUCCGAGAGGAGGAGAACGCGCGAGCGUCCUCGAUUCAAGACACAGAUGCAGCAGAUACGCAUACACCCUGCCACCCUCGAAGAAGCGCAGUCUGAGGGACACGAAUCUCUCGAGGGCCGAUACAUCUCCGACGUUCCCUUUGGAACGUCCCGACGUCAUCGAGACGCUCGUCUCCUCGAGAGGGGACGGCUGCCCGACAAAGAGAGACCAACUGCGGCGGGGCGUCACGGAGAGUAUUACAGCGGGAAGACAUAGCAUUUCUACGGGGAAUUUCGAGCCCGAGGAACUUGAUCCGAGUCUGCAGAAUCUCGGGAUCAAAACGGAAUCAUCGAAAUCAUCGAAAUCAUCGAAAUCAUCGAACUCCUCCGGAGACGAAGACGAGGAAGCGGAAUUUACUAGUCCGCGUGCUGGUAAUCCUCCCGCGGCGAAGAGAAAGAUAUCCGUCUUUCAUCGUUCCUUCGAAUUGGACGCAUUUAAGAAUAAAGUACUCGCAAAAACAAUGAGCUCUAAAAGCACGACGGCUGUUAAUUCGUCACUUGAACGUCUGAAUAUGCUUACCGGAAAUCACCAGAUUCAGAGUCAUCGACUGAAAAUUGCGGAGACCGAAUCCACCAGCUCUCCGUCUACUUUCGAGCACGAUACCAGUAGCCCAGAAGAGGAGAGUGCCCGCUUCGCGACAGAGUCCGAUCGGCAGCAGGGACCAGGAUUUGUUUCAUCUCCAACAAAGAUUUGUAUAUCCCCGUUCUACGAAAGGGAAAUGAGCCUGGAGAAGGAAGGCGAGUCGGAGAAUUUGCUGGAAUCGAUUGACUCGAAAAACGCUCUACGGCUGCCGCAUCUUUCCUCUAAGGAGCAAAAUUCUGAGCAUUCCCUCGACAAAAUAUCGUCUUCAGAAGUGAGGAGCGACGAGAAAGAUUUUCCGCGAAUUCUUCAGAAGAAGAAGAAGGAAAACGAGGGCGACCGCAACGAGAAGAGGAACAGCGGCGGCGGCGGCGGCGGCGGCGGGCGCAAGAUCGAAAGCGAAGAAGCGAGCGCAGGUCCGGCAGUAGCGUUCGCGAUGUUCAGCGGAGAGGAUAGUUCCGACAGUGAAUCAGAUUCAAUCGUUGUGAGUGAGAAACGACGUGUGCACGAGCAAGCUGCGGAGUCAUCUCGAUUCACAGAAACCGUCGAAGAAGCUAAACUCGCAUCCUCGACCCCCAUCAGCAAUGUCACUGGGUUCCCCACCUUCGGGAAGAUCGUCUCGCCGAUGUCGCCGACGUCGCCGACGUCGCCGACUCUCGAGAAAACCGAGAGUGGGAAGAAGGAGUCGACAGGUCUGAAGCGGGAGCGCCUCUCGGGCUUGAGAAGAUCUCUCUCGGAGAGCGAGAGCGUCGUCCGCGGAUCUUCAAGGUAUUGCUCUCGUUGCAUAUCCUCGGAUCCUCUGACAGGGCUGGACGUCACUUCAGGGACCUAUUCCAACAGGGCAGAAGAGCGACCCAUCCCGAUCUUUCCAAGUCUUACGGAUGCUCGAUUACAGGAGUCCGGAAUCGCCAAUCUUCCCGAUGGAGAUCAAUUUGGAGCUACUCUUUCCGAUGAGGAUCUCGAGAGAAAGUACACGGCUCUUUCCGUGGGUCUCGGAACGGACAGGGUGACCUUGCCGAAGCGAAUGGCCUUGAGUUUAAGACAACGCGACCAGGCAGAGAAAAAUCUUGGAAGGGAGGUGCAAAAGAUGCACGAGGACAUUCAGGCCCUCGCCCCGCUUUGCAUCGACAGGGAAUCCGUCGAGAGGGUCGAGAGGGUUAGACAUCAGCUCGAGAUGAUCGGCCAGUGCGCACACAUUGUCUCUUGCGCGGCGGAGACUCUCGGUGCCGUUCAUCAGGAGCAGAGAAUAUCCAGAGCAGUUCAUCUCGCCGAUAGGUAUCUCCGAGUCUUGCGCACCAGAUGCCAGAAAUUGGCCAGCGAACUCACGGAAACCAAGCGUGUACUUACGGAGAACAACAUAAUGGUAGAGGAAUCGCCAAGCGAGCUGGGAGACGACGUUCCUCGACUACGUUAUCGCAGUCUUCCCACCACCAAUCGUACAAUGAUGACCAGACGAAGGGCCAGCAUAGCGACGAUAUCACGGCCACCCGGGACUCCUCUGGAUCAGGUUGCAAAGGAGGGUACCAAACAACGAAACUCCGUCUCUGGAAGGAUGACCAUGAGAAGACCAUCGCUCAGUUACGACGUGCAGAAAUGGGAGAACAAUAAGCUAGACCGAACCGACAGCAGUUCGAGCAGUAUCGCCGGCGAAUUGCGCGAGAUUUUCGAGCAGGCGGAAUCACGACGAAACUCCUUGGAGGAAAACAAUAAUCUCGUGAGGAGUCGCUCGAGCAACCUUAGUCUCGGAAGCUGCGACAGUGUCGAUUCCGAUGUCUGGACCAUAUCUAGAGACGAUUUGCUCCCGGAGAUUCCUGCCUUUGAGAAUUUCCCUCCAGCGUCGCAACUCGUGAGUCGCAGGACAUCCCAGGUAUUACGAAGUAUACAGGCACGAGUGCAGGCUCGCAUCCAAAUACCAAUUCAGAGCUGCUUAGGGUCCAUCUCAAUUUUCUGGUAUAUACUUAUUUUUGCGCUUUUCUGUGGAUUCUGCAUAAACUUGGCAAAGUCCUCGACCUCAAAAUGCGGAGAAACGCCAUUGAAAUGGUGGUCCAUUCAAGAGAUACUUGGACAAUACGUACGGGUGCGACAGGGUGCCCCGAGACCCAUAUAACAUAAGAGUAUAUCAGCAUAUAAACCCCCUCAUCGCGAGGAUCAUCGUCUUAACGUUAGAAGAAAUCCCUCUUAUCAUUAUCAAUUUCUAUUCAUUCAAUGGGGGGGGGGGGGCGGAUUACGGUUCAUGACGCUCACGGGUCAUUCUAAAACUGCCGUCCCCAUCAACAAACACUGAUAGAGUAGUAUAAAUAAAUACACAACCUGUAAUAAAAAAUAUAACACGUUUGGAAAUGAUUUAUUUGAACAAAAUUAGUUGUCAUAAUCGACCUACGCACGACUUUGCUCUAGUGACUUCUUUUAUGAGACGGUCUAAUUCGAUAUUCUUCGUUAUUUCAGCUUCGAUGUACAACGUAGCCAAAGCAUUUAUGUUUUUGUGAUAUGGCUGAUCUUACGUAAUUCUCUAGUCGUCGUAAUACCGAAAAUGUGAGCAUUAUGAAUUUCAUCCCAGAUUGACAUAUGGUCUAAAGAAGUCUAUUACAAGUUAGCAUCAAAAGAUAAGAAUUUAUGUAUUUAAUGCCUUAAAAAUUAGUCCUUAAAUUCUCCUUAUCAUUUCCCAAUUGCUCCUCUGCUUUUAUACAAUGAUUAAAAAAUAAUAAUAAAAACAUCAAAACAUUUUA
Molecule: messenger RNA, 5663 nt
Organism: Cephus cinctus (wheat stem sawfly)
Lineage: Eukaryota; Metazoa; Arthropoda; Insecta; Hymenoptera; Cephidae
Product: intracellular protein transport protein USO1
Exons: 26
Coding region: 341-5044 (1567 amino acids)
Source: RefSeq, a predicted model, not a curated record